Molecule: messenger RNA, 2106 nt
Organism: Gadus morhua (Atlantic cod)
Lineage: Eukaryota; Metazoa; Chordata; Actinopteri; Gadiformes; Gadidae
Product: serine/threonine-protein kinase NIM1-like
Exons: 4
Coding region: 333-1751 (472 amino acids)
Biological process (GO): protein phosphorylation; microtubule cytoskeleton organization; intracellular signal transduction
Cellular component (GO): cytoplasm
Molecular function (GO): ATP binding; tau-protein kinase activity
Source: RefSeq, a predicted model, not a curated record
UGCCCCUGUUAUGGACUCCAGCGCCCAGGGAUUACAGGCGCAUAUUCAGGGAUUACAGAGUUUGGAUGUUGAGGAACGUCAGGUUCGGAUUAUGUCAGCCAUAACGGACCGGAGCUGCAGAGGAAGAGCAGGUCAUACGACCAGGUACCCUGCAGGAGAGGCUGUUGCCUCUGUGCCACUACAACGCUCCUCACGGAACAGUGGCCAGUUGAACGUCGGGGCCAUCCGAGGUCUGGAGUUUGUCAUUCCUUCAAUUAAGCAGGAGUCAAUACUCAAAGAAAACCUUGCCUUUUCCAAGUUGUCCAUGACGACAAAUACCGACAGAAUUGAGAAUGUAUUUGAACGGAAGUAUCGACUACGCCGAGAAGAAUAAGAAGAAAACAAAAGGGAAAUUGUUAUGGAAAGGAGCCCAGCACAAGGCCAUCUCCCGACACGUCGAAGCCUUCCCGCCUGCCUUCCCAAAAGCGGAAAAACACGGAAAAAAGGUGGCGCAGAGAGAAGGGAACAAAGAGAACCGGUCCGAGGCGGACGUCUCGGAGGUCCAGGGAGAGGUGAAGCGAAGAAGCGUGUUUGAGAAGGCCGUCUAUGACCUGAAGCACUGCGAGAGGGUGAUGGACGAGGUGACCUUCGGGCGCAGGGUGUCUCUUUAUGAGCUACGAGGGGAGAUCGGGUCUGGAAACUUCUCCCAGGUCCGACUCGGGAUACACGACCUGACCAAUGAGAGGGUGGCGGUGAAAAUCCUGGACAAGGCACGUUUUGAGAAGCAGAGUCAGGAAUUGUUCCACUCGGAGAUCUCUUGCAUGCAGAAGCUGGCCCAUCCGAACGUUGUGCGCUUGUAUGAGGUGGUGGAGACCUUCAAGAGACUCUACCUGGUGAUGGAGUAUGCAGACGGAGGAGAGCUUUUCUCCCACAUCUGCGCCAGUGGGCGCCUGUCAGACCUUGAGAGCAAGCUCACUUUCGCCCAGGUGCUGUCUGCAGUCAAACACAUGCACGACAGCGACAUCGUCCACCGGGACCUAAAGGCCGAGAACGUCUUCUUCACGGCCAGCCGCUGCGUCAAGGUGGGCGAUUUCGGCUUCAGCACCGCCUGCGGCCGCGGCAACACCCUGGCCACCCCCUGCGGCUCCCCUCCCUACGCCGCCCCAGAGCUCUUCGGACAGAAGGCCUACGUGGGCCAGAGCGCCGACGUCUGGGCCCUGGGCGUGCUGCUCUACUUCAUGGUGAGCGGCGCCCUGCCGUUCGCCGGCACCAACCUGCACACGCUGCGCAGCUCCAUCCUGCUCGGGGGCUUUGCCGUGCCGGCCCACGUGCCCCAGCCCUGCCAAAGACUCCUCACCGACAUCCUGAGGCGGGUGCCGGCGGACCGGCCGACCGUGGAGCAGAUCAUGGCCUGUGAUUGGCUGCGGGGGGUGGAGUACCCGCGGGCCUUCCCGCCGCCGGGCCUCACGCCGGGACACCUGGCCGACGCCUCCCGCGUCCUGAGCGCCGACGAGACGGACGCCAAGGCGGCUCUGGCGGCGCUGGGCGUCACGGAGCUCCACCUCCUCCGUGACCGCAGCCCGGAGCUGCGGGGCGCCAUCACGGGGACCUACAGGGUGCUGCACCACCGCAUCCAGAAGAGGAGGUCCGCGGAGGCCCUGGGGUACCACGGCGUCGGGUCCCACGUGUCGCUGGGCGGAUUGGGGCAGGAGCGCGUCGACGCCGGGGGCGGGGGCGGCCGGCGGCUCACGGUGGUCUGUGUGAUCAUGUAGGGUCUGCUAAGGUGGAGGACAUGGCCGUGGGUGGGGCCCAACGGGUAGCUGAUGCUACUGUGGUUUACUCAGGUGGACACAUAAAGUAAUAGCAGAUAUCGCUAUCUCGGAAUACUGGGCAAUAUCCCAUGAUUGAGAUCUCAAACUCUGGGAUAUUGCGUGACGUUCGUGUCGUCACGCUACUAAACAUGAACCGCUUAUAAAAACAAAUGAAUCCCAGCAAUAAGUGUUAUCUUGUUUAUUUGUGUUCACGUGUAGUGUAUACUAAAACAAUUAUUCACCUCAUUCACCUCAUUCACCUUAUUCACCUUUGGGGAAUAAUAAAUAAAUAAAAAUAUCGACCAAGUUACCUGUU